CUAAAUCUUAAUCGCAAAACCUUAUUUUCAUUUUGUUUUCAAUCCCGUUAAUAUCAAAAGCAUAUCACCAAAAGAUCGCUUAAAUUUUGGCUAUUGCUAGUACAAUAUAUGCAGACUUUUUUUCAUUUCAUUUUAUUUUAUUUCAUAUUCCAUUUGUAAUUUUACUAAAAUUCCAUAGCAUUUUGGUGCUGGAGCAGGUUAAGAGUGCUAAGAGAUUCAAAAUUCAGCAAUAAAAUAAGAAAAAAUAAACUAGCUGAUAAAAAUAUUCGUUUUCCCUAUUAUAUUUAAUUGCUUCCAAAAUCAAAUUAGAAUUAUCGUAAUUACUAAUUAUAAACAAUAUAUAACUUCCGUAUAUUAUAUUUUUGCCGGUCAAUGCAGCCCAAUUCCCAUACCAUUCUAUUCGCGCGCACACCCUCAGUACGCUCCUGGCCUUCUACAACACAAAAGGAAUGAAAGUUGAAUUUGCUGGCGCGGAGUGUGGCAAGCCACACACGCCAAGCAGCGGCGCAAGCGCAGACCGUGGGUUCAGCGCUAUAUGCGGUGAGUAUGUUUGUGCGCGCGCGCGAAUAAGAAGUGAGCCAGCAACGCGGUUCAAUAAUAAUCUGUUGCACCAAUCAAACAAAAUAUGCGAUCACUCAAACAAACGGGCAGCAGCAGUAACAGUCAAAAGCUGAAGCGGCUGCAGCAGCUGCACCGCCCUUUCCUGCCGCGCCGCUCGACGCUCGGAGCGCGCGAAGAGCGGCAACUUGUAAGGUGUUGUAUUCUACAUUAAGUAUACGCCGGGGUGUGCUUGCGCGUACAAUAGCAGUAAACAUUUGUACGUUUGCUUGUGCUAAGAGCAAAUGAGUGCUAGCGUGCCGUGCGCGCUGUGUGCGGCUUACGUAUGGCGGGUAGCGGGCUGUUGGCGGCGGUGUGUUCGCUUCACUUUGUUACAGAUUUUCAACUUCUAUGCCGUUGUAGCGGCGCAGCAGCGUUACCGUUGGUUGUAAUGGUGAGCACCAAACGUCUAUGCGAACUCGAACUCUCAAACGCAAAUUCUAAUGGUACGGGUAUAUAAGUGUCAGCUGCGGCCAACAGAUAUCACAGUACGACGCAGUACGAAAAACCAAUUGGAAGUUUAAAAAUUCCUAAAUAAUCUAAUUCAAUUUUUAUAGUCCGAUUGGCUUACUUCGCGCUGUUGUAUAGACUUUUAUAGUUUUCUGUCUUCGCUAAGGAGUAAUUAUAUAAAUUUAGAAAAAUGUUCUGCAAAUUGGCACUCAUCUCCGCUCUCAUCGCCUUGGCGUUGGCAAAACCACAACAUCAAUCAGCUGCUCAGUACCCAGCUGGUGUGAAUCCACAGGACUGUCCCGGUUUCCCGAUCUGUGAUAACGCACGCCUACACAAUCCACAAGCGCACUGGGGUGCACCCGCGCCCGCCUGGCAACCGCAACCACAGUGGGGCGCUCCUGCACCCUCCUGGCAACCACAACCACAGUGGGGCGCUCCAGCACCCUCUUGGCAAGGCGCUCCAGCAUCUUCUUGGAACGGCGCGCCAGCAGCUAGUGCUGGUGGUGAUAAAUUCCCAGCUGGCGUUAAUCCACACACCUGCCCCAACUAUCCAUUCUGUGAUGUGAAUGCUGGUCAUGGUGCCGUCGCUGCACCACCACUACCCGGCUGGACCGAACGUCAGUACCCAGCUGGCGUUUCUCCGCAUCAGUGCCCCAACUUCCCCUACUGCAACUAAAUACAGCUACAACAACAACAACCACUGUCGCAACUGUAGCGUUCGCUUGUAGCGCUGCGGCUGCGGCAGUAAGCGUCUACAGCCCGUCGGACGAAGUCCCGCUACCAGUAUCCUAUCCUGAACAGAAAAAAAACAAGUUAUCGAAUAUACAGUCUACUCACUGCCAAUGUCAACCAACUUCAAUGCCACUUCCAUAUCACUUUUUGUUUGUUAUUGCCUUUUUACAGCGCCUGAAGUUCUCAAGUUCUCAAUUCUAUUGUACAGCUGGAGUUUGUUGUUGGUCCAUAAGUAAAUAAAAUAUGCAUUUGGAAUUUUAUUUGUCCUUAUAAA
Bactrocera oleae (olive fruit fly) is the source of this 2053-nucleotide messenger RNA. Its product is annotated as cuticle protein 1. NCBI's taxonomy places the organism in Eukaryota, Metazoa, Arthropoda, Insecta, Diptera, Tephritidae. Gene Ontology annotation, molecular function: structural constituent of cuticle. The record is from RefSeq and is a predicted model, not a curated record.